CCUCCCCGGCCCCCGCCCGCCCGUCUGCCCGCCGCCCCCAUGGCGCCCCGGGCCGCCACUGCGCGGGGCCACUAGGACCCUCGGCGUCCCCUUCCCUUCCCCGCCCUGCCCCCUCUCCCGCGGCGCGAACCCGGGUGUCCACGGCACCCAGCUUUUGAGCUCGCGUCCCCAGGCCGGCGGGGGGGGAGGGGAAGAGAGGGGACCCCGGGACCCCCGCCCCCCCCACCCGGCCGCCCAGUCCCCCGGGACCCGGAGAAAAUGUCUUCGCGGACGGCGCUGGCCCCGGGCAACGAUCGGAACUCGGACACGCAUGGCACCUUGGGCAGUGGCCGCUCCUCGGACAAGGGACCAUCCUGGUCCAGCCGCUCCCUGGGUGCCCGCUGCCGGAACUCUAUCGCCUCCUGUCCCGAGGAGCAGCCCCACGUGGGCAACUACCGCCUGCUGAGGACCAUCGGGAAGGGCAACUUCGCCAAAGUCAAGCUGGCCCGGCACAUCCUCACUGGCCGAGAGGUCGCCAUCAAGAUCAUCGACAAAACCCAGCUGAACCCCAGCAGCCUGCAGAAACUGUUCCGGGAAGUCCGCAUCAUGAAGGGCCUAAACCACCCCAACAUCGUGAAGCUCUUCGAGGUGAUCGAGACGGAGAAAACUCUGUACUUGGUGAUGGAAUACGCAAGUGCCGGAGAAGUGUUUGACUACCUCGUGUCACACGGCCGCAUGAAGGAGAAGGAAGCUCGAGCCAAGUUCCGACAGAUCGUGUCGGCUGUGCACUACUGUCACCAGAAAAACAUUGUACACAGGGACCUGAAGGCCGAGAACCUCUUGCUGGAUGCCGAGGCCAACAUCAAGAUCGCCGACUUUGGCUUCAGCAACGAGUUUACCCUGGGCUCCAAGCUGGACACGUUCUGUGGGAGCCCCCCGUAUGCCGCCCCGGAGCUGUUCCAGGGCAAGAAGUACGACGGGCCAGAGGUGGACAUCUGGAGCCUCGGUGUCAUCCUGUACACCCUCGUCAGCGGCUCCCUGCCCUUCGACGGGCACAACCUCAAGGAGCUGCGGGAGCGAGUCCUCAGAGGGAAGUACCGGGUCCCUUUCUACAUGUCAACAGACUGUGAGAGCAUCCUCCGGAGAUUUUUGGUGCUGAACCCAGCUAAACGCUGUACUCUCGAGCAAAUCAUGAAAGACAAGUGGAUCAACAUUGGCUAUGAGGGUGAGGAGUUGAAGCCAUACACGGAGCCCGAGGAAGACUUCGGGGACACCAAGCGAAUCGAGGUGAUGGUGGGUAUGGGCUACACGCGGGAAGAAAUCAAAGAGGCCUUGACCAGCCAGAAGUACAACGAAGUGACCGCCACCUACCUCCUGCUGGGCAGGAAGACUGAGGAGGGUGGGGACCGGGGCACCCCGGGGCUGGCCCUUGCACGGGUGCGGGCGCCCAGCGACACCACCAAUGGAGCGAGCUCCAGCAAAGGCACCAGCCACAGCAAAGGGCAGCGGACCUCCUCGUCCACCUACCACCGCCAGCGCAGGCAUAGCGACUUCUGUGGCCCCUCCCCCGCACCCCUGCACCCCAAGCGCAGCCCAACCAGCACGGGGGAGACGGAGCUGAAGGAGGAGCGCCUGCCAGGCCGGAAGGCGAGCUGCAGCGCGGCCGGAAGCGGGAGCCGGGGGCUGCCCCCCUCCAGCCCCAUGGUCAGCAGCGCCCACAACCCCAACAAGGCAGAGAUCCCAGAGCGGCGGAAGGACAGCACGAGCACCCCGAACAGCCUCCCUCCCAGCAUGAUGACCCGAAGAAACACCUACGUUUGCACAGAACGCCCUGGGGCUGAGCGCCCGUCCCUGUUGCCAAAUGGCAAAGAGAACAGCUCGGGUACCCCACGGGUGCCCCCCGCCUCUCCCUCUAGUCACAGCCUGGCUCCCCCAUCGGGGGAGCGGAGCCGCCUGGCACGCGGUUCCACCAUCCGCAGCACCUUCCACGGUGGCCAGGUCCGGGACCGGAGGGCAGGGGGCGGGGGAGGCGGGGGUGUGCAGAAUGGACCCCCCGCCUCUCCCACAUUGGCCCAUGAGGCCACACCCCUGCCCACUGGGCGGCCCCGCCCCACCACCAACCUCUUCACCAAGCUGACCUCCAAACUGACCCGAAGGGUCACAGACGAACCUGAGAGAAUCGGGGGACCUGAGGUCACAAGUUGCCAUCUACCUUGGGAUCAAACGGAAACCGCCCCCCGGCUACUCCGAUUCCCCUGGAGUGUGAAGCUGACCAGCUCACGCCCGCCCGAGGCCCUGAUGGCGGCUCUGCGCCAGGCCACCGCGGCCGCCCGCUGUCGCUGCCGCCAGCCACAGCCGUUCCUGCUGGCCUGCCUGCACGGGGGUGCGGGCGGGCCCGAGCCCCUGUCCCACUUCGAAGUGGAGGUCUGCCAGCUGCCCCGGCCGGGCCUGCGGGGAGUUCUCUUCCGCCGCGUGGCGGGCACCGCCCUGGCCUUCCGCGCCCUCGUCACCCGCAUCUCCAACGACCUCGAGCUCUGAGCCGCCGCGGGCCCGGGUCCCCUCUUCUUCCUCUCCCUCGUCCCCUUCGCCUCUACGGCAGGGAGAGGGGGCAGGGAGGGGAGUCUCCCUCCGUCAUCACCUCAGCUCCCGUGAAUCCGACGUGGGGACAGAGAGUGUCCCCUGCGCUGUUGUCCGGGGCCGCUGGGCAGGAGAGAAAAGCUUGGGGGCAGAGCAGGGGGAGCUGGCACCUUCCUCGAGCCUCCAGCCGGUCCUGCCCCCGCCCCCCAUCACCCCAACGUGGGGCACCUGAGGAGACUCUGGGGGCAGGGCAGGCGCAGAAAGGGAAACCGAGGAAACUUCCAUUCCCACCCCCUUUCCCCCAACAGCUCAAGAAGUAGGCCUUGGGCGGGGGCCGGAAGGGUUGCUGAGCCUAAAGACUGUAGAAGAGGGGAGGGGGGCUGGGAGUGGGGGGUCAGAGAGGCAGAUUCCUUCCCCUCCCCUGCCCUCCCCUCAUGCUCGAACCCCCCACCCCCCCUUCCUGCCCCAGGCUGGCGCGGGGCACUUUGUACAAAUCCUUGUAAAUACCCCCCACACCCUCCCCUCUGCAGAGAUCUCUCGAGGAGCUGCCGGUUUUUAAGUUAUUACACCCCCACCCUCCUCCUGUCAGCCCCCUCACCCGCAGCCUGUCGCCCAAUAAACUUAGGAGAGUCCCCCCUUCCCCACGCGGACCCCGGGCUUUUCCUUCCCUGCCCUCACCUGCGGCUGAGAUGAGGAGGUGCGUGACUUUGGGCCAAGUGGUUCCUCCUCUCUGAGCCUCGGUUUUCUCAUCUGCAGAAUGGGAGUAGUGGGGGGGAUGCGGGUCAAGGAUGAUUGUGGACGAGGGCAGGACAGAACUCAGCCUCAUCCAGGAGGCCCCCGGUUCCUAUAUCGGUCCCCCAUUCAUCCACUCACGUGCCCACCCACAUGUUAUACCGGACUCUAAGCCACUUCUUAACUCCAGUAGUACAUUUAUUCAAUAAACAGUCAUUGACCUGUGCCUACUCCGUGCCAGGCCCGGUGCUGGACACGGAGACACAAGGAGCCCCUGUCUGUGGGGGACGGGGCUUCUGACACAAACACUAGAGAAACCUUUGCUUUGGGGAGGCCAGGAGAGAACGUGAGGGGAGUCGGGGAAGCCACUCCAGAGAGGAGAGCAUACCGGAGUUGGACUUUGAAGGACGAGUAGGAGUUGACCGCGUAUUCCAUAUGCGCUGGGCAAAAGCCUGUUUGUAGGAGUGCGUGAUAAGCCUUCAGAGAACUUUGGGUAAUUUCGGUGUGGCUGCUAUGUUGGGGGUGGUGGAGAAUUAGCAAGAGAAAUACCGUGUUAGGACUAAUAAUCCAUCUACACAUAAGCAAAAGUUAUUUGUUUGCUUAUGUUCCUUAAUAGUCUGGGGGUGCCCGACUUCAGGUACGGCUGGAUCCAGGCAGCGGGCCACCUCACCUCCGGUUUUAUUUUACCGUGAGGUUAGUGGUUUCACCCAGCAGUUCCAACUUCUCAUCCCUUUGUCUAGUUUCUGCAGCAGAAAGUUGCUCAUUGCCUACUUUUGUCGAAAAUCCCAAGACAGGCUCUUAUUGGCUCAGAGAAGUCAUGUGACCAUCCCUGAACCAGUCACUGUUGCUCUGGAGUGGCCAGGCCCCUACCUAGAGCUGGACUUAGAGGGGUUCCCCAGAGGAAAGUCCAGGUGACCUUAGCCAGAGGAAGGAAAUGGAAACUGAGUAGAUUUAAGCAGUAGGUUGGGGGGGGGGGGGUGGAGGAGCUUGUUCACAAAAGGCCAAAGUGAGCGAGGGGUGGGCUAUCCUCCAAGGGCACUGGAGAGCCCUUGGAGGAUUGUAUGUAGGGAAGAGGCUUAGUUUACUGUGCCUCAAUUGCCCACUUGGGGCGUGGUAGAUUCUGCCCUUGUGUUCUUCAUGGGGCUGAUAGGAAACUAAAAUGAAAACGGGGGGUUAGUAGAGACUGAGUGGUCAGUGUGGAAAAAUUCAGGGUCUGGGGCAGAACCGCAUUCUUGCCUUAAGAGCGAGGCCAGAAUAGGGGUCUGCUGCAAAGUGUAUAUAUUGAGUCGUGGGAGUGGGUAGGGUGGGGACCCCAGCAACCCUGUCUGGAAGUCUCAAUCCCUGAGGGCUUCCCGUAUGCCCAGCCCUGUGCUGGGGACCUAGUGGUGACCAAGACUGCCCCAGCCCUGCCGUCAUCAGGCUCAGUCUAGUGGAGAAGGCAGCUGCAUCCUCAGUGAUGAUCCUGGGUGGGGGGGUGGGGUGGGCAGAGGCUGGGGAGGGCCAAGGGGGUGCCUGUCGUAGCCAGGGAGGGCUUCCUGGAGGAGGAGCAGUUCAGCAGCAACUGGGAGAAUGAUGAGCAGCUAGCUAGACAUGGCGGGUAGGGGGCUGGUGUUCUAGGUGGAGGGAACGGCUUGUACAAUGGCUAAGAGGCAGGAGAGAGCACAGCAACUGGCCUAUGGCUGGCAGUGAGCAGAGUCACCGGGAGACACGAGGCUGGAGAUGUUGGCAGGGCCCUGAAGGCCGUGGAGAGGGGCUUGGGCUUUCUUCCAAGGGCACUGGGGAGCCACGGCAAGGUUGUGAGCAAGGGAGAGGGAGGGGCAGGUUUAUGCUGUGAAGGGAGCGAAGAAGACAGGUCGGGAGAUUAGGGAGAAGGUCGAAGUGGGACAGAAGGUGGGGAGACAAGGGCCAGAUUUGAGGCUUAUGAGGCAAGAUGGGCAGAACGGGCACCUGGACCGCAGAUUUGGCUCAGACCGGGCCGCUGGAAUGUUUGUGGUCUGUGUGGCUCCCCGGCGGGGGAGGGGGGGGAGGGUUAGAGGACGGAGCUGGGGUUAGUGAUGGGAUCUUCAUUUGGGGACAGUGUUGUAAAGGACACCCUGACAUCUGACAGAUCCUGCCUUUCUCUUCUAACCUUCCUGUUUCAGCAAUUUCCCUGGGAAUUCUUGGAGACCUCCUCUGGCCUCAGUUUUCCCCUGGAAAACAGAGUACAUUUCUUGAUCUCUAAGGGCCCUUUACCUGUGUGACUUCAGUUUCGAAAAAUUCCCUCCUCCAGGUCCCUGAGGACUCUGUCUACCACUUAUUCUGCCUCACGUUUCCUUCUGAAAGCUUUGCCUCUUUUUUGAGGCCGCCGCUCUGCCUUUGCUAGUGGAGACCUCAGCCUAUUGGGUCGAGCAGAGGUGAUUGACGUGGUCAACACCCAAUACACGUUGACCUGCUGCUUGCCUUCUAUUCCCCGCCCCUCCCCCUGUGCCCGACCCUCCUUCCUGGGACCAAGCUCUCCAAAAGGUGGGUCCCUGAAGGCUUCGCGGGGAUGCUAUGAGCCAAGCCCCAGUCUGGAGGAGGAAAGCGCAUGGGCAAAUGCAUUAAGGUGGGAAUUGCAGGGUGUCAGGAGCAAAAGUGUACAGACGGAUCAUGGGCGAGAAACGGGAGUGAUGAGCCUUCAGGGAAAGGUGCGCACCUCAGUUUGAAGAAUCGAAAAUAAUAGGACUGCAUUCUAGGAGAUGUGGGGAGCUAUGGCAGGUUCUUGAGCAAAGACAGGGAAGUUUAAAGGACUGGCAGCAGCUAUGGAUGGAUGAGGGGAGGUCACACAGAAAGAGGCCGGUGAAAAGCAUAACGGGAUAUAUGUGAGGAGAUGCAUGUUAGGUCUCAAACCGGAGGCCCGUGGGCCAAAUUCGAGUCUCAGACAUUUUGUUUGGCUUACGUUUCUCCCUGGUGUGGGUCCUGUGUCUGAGAUCCGAGCACGAGUGAUUGAUCGGGAGCGGAGGCUGGGAAGGGGUCACGCCUCUCUGGGUCUCAGAUUCCUCAUAGUUUUGGAUUGGACUGUGCACUUGCCUCAUUUUAGGGAUGGGGUAAGACAUGACUAGGGAGGGCAAGCCGCACAGCGGCCAAUGGCAAAAGUCCCUCGUCCUCUUGCUCAAUUGCCAUCGCACGAGAGCUAAGGCCACCAUUGCUUUUAUUUGUUGCUUUGAGUGUAGAAAAAGCAUGAGCUCCAGAUGUGCCUGACAGCUCUCCAUUAGCCAGAGUUCCUGGUGGUGGGCGGAGCUCUGGGAAAAGGAGACUGGGGGGGAGGUUUUUCACUGGCCACAACUCAGAGGAUGAAGCCCGUUGGUUGGAACUCUGGCUGGAAAUGGAAUUCCGAAAAUGGUGGAAAGAGCCCCCGGUUGACCGAACCCUCCUGGGGGGGGGAGGGGGCUCCGAUGGGCCGAGUCCUCCCUUUGGCUGGGGCUCCAGCAGUCGGCGGCGGGUGGGCUGGACGCCUAUUUCUGGGCGGGGAUCAUGUCGUCGAUGGACUGGCCCUUUUCCAGUUUCUUCUCCAUCUCCACCAUGAGCUUCACACCAUCCACCACCAGCUGCACCUGUUCCACUUCGGACGAGCCCAGCCGAUCGGCGUUGGACACGUCGAAUACUGAG
Molecule: messenger RNA, 6915 nt
Organism: Lynx canadensis (Canada lynx)
Lineage: Eukaryota; Metazoa; Chordata; Mammalia; Carnivora; Felidae
Gene: MARK4
Product: microtubule affinity regulating kinase 4
Exons: 17
Coding region: 259-2517 (752 amino acids)
Biological process (GO): intracellular signal transduction; microtubule cytoskeleton organization; protein phosphorylation
Cellular component (GO): cytoplasm
Molecular function (GO): tau-protein kinase activity; ATP binding; protein serine/threonine kinase activity
Source: RefSeq, a predicted model, not a curated record